Molecule: messenger RNA, 7281 nt
Organism: Brenthis ino (lesser marbled fritillary)
Lineage: Eukaryota; Metazoa; Arthropoda; Insecta; Lepidoptera; Nymphalidae
Source: the annotation of a GenBank genome assembly
AUGAACCUGGACCCUUUAACGUUUAGCUUAUCACAAAUCAAUUAUCUCGUUACAAAUUUGAAUAAGAAGAACUUCAAGCAGACUAAUCAAGAGUUGUCCCAGAUUGUCAGUCUCUAUGGCUUGGAAGCAGAGAAUCAACUGCUGAGGUGUCUGCUCACUGAAGCCGCGAAGACCUUGUGGGACAACGACCGACAGGGCACUACUUACAGUGUCCACGCAUCCCUCCUCGCGCAGCAUCUCGCAGCCCUACUGAACCAUCCGGCCAAGUCCACUGUUGUCUGCCGGUCUGUGGACCAGCCUACUAAGUCUUUGCAGAAGGUCCUAAAACCCUCCAAUACUUUACUCAGUCGACUUGCAAGAUUGCUGAAAUUGACAACGGCCCAAGAUGUUGCCUUCUCCUUGGUUUUGAGAAGAUAUUCAUCAAAGCCUGAGAUUGUUUCUCUGACUAAACAACAUUUAAAGAAACGAUUUUUGGACUUUGUACAGUGUUAUCUUGAUGCAGAACGCGGACAUCAAGUCGAGCGUGCAGGUCUUCAGGAAUGCAGCCCUGAAGUUUUGCAAACUCUGCUAACUAGUCUCGCGUUUGAGAACUUUCGGCUAGCUGCCGUGACGAAGGACCUGUUUUUGAAACGGUUACGAAUCGAUUUUCCCCGGGAAGUAGUGCCUAUCAUCUUAGCGCCACUGCUGUACCCGGACGACACUAAGACGCCUCUUGAGGAGAUGACCACAUCUGACGACAUGACAGCGGCCAUGAUGGAUAACUCUCUUGCCGAAAUCAUCCGAGACAUUGGCUACAAUUUCACGUCGACUGUCGAAGAUUGCAAAAACAACAUGAUUAAUUUUGGUGCACGCGAGCCCACUGCUAUCGAUAUAGCAAGAAUCAUUUCAAUGAUGGUCAGAUACCAUGCGACCUUACAAGAAGGACCACAGAUACAAACACCUGGAAACUUCUGGAUGAAUCACGAAGCUAAGAAAGACGCUAUAGCACACGGACCAGAGACAUGGAAUGCUGAAGUGUUCGUUCAAACGCUUAAAGAGCUAGCAUCGAAUUUGAAUUGGAAGGAAGUUAUUCUACAGCUCGAUCAUCCAGAAUUUAUAGUACCAGACAGACAAGGAUUGAGUCUGCUGUUCGCGAUUUUACGUUUGGGUCUCCAGAGCGCUGGCUAUCCAGCAAACAUAUUUCCAAUUGAGUAUCUCUGUCGGCGAUGGACUAAUCUAGAAGGACAAAUGAGUUUGAUUUCAAAUAUCCUCAAGCAUCCAGAUAUAUUCAGUUUCGCAGACCAUCCAUUCCAUCCGGUAUCGAUUGAUCUGCUUAAAUCUCCUCCUGAAACAGACAAUAAAGAAAUUGCGACUUGGCGUUGUCUCUACUUAGUUGAGCUGUUGCUGUAUGCGUCAGAAAGGGGAUAUUACAUGCAAGUUCACGAGUUAUUCAAGUUUCCAUUACAACAUUGCCCAGAUAUCUUACUGCUCGCCUUACUACAAAUAAACCCACCCGUGACAGUAUUUAGACAAGAGCUGUUGACGACAUUGAUUCCAAUUUUUCUUGGCAACCAUCCUAAUUCGGGUAUAAUGUUGCAGCACGCGUGGCAUUCACAAAACCCAAACAUAAAAUCUAUAAUCAUGCAUGCUAUGGCCGAUUGGUACAUACGAGGUGAAAGCGAUCAAUCCAAGCUUUCCAGAAUAUUGGACGUGGCGCAGGACCUUAAGGCAUUGUCCUUAUUGUUAAACGUUCAAUCAUUCCCAUUCGUCAUCGACCUGGCGUGUCUCGCUUCUAGGAGGGAAUAUCUGAAAUUGGAUAAAUGGCUCACAGAUAAAAUACGAGACCACGGAGAGACUUUUGUAUCGGCAAUGGUGAAAUUCCUUCAGCGCAGAUGCCCACAAGUAUUGGGCAAAGUACCAGAAGAACAGCUGCCUAAAGCAGCUCAACUACCCCCAGAGACUGUAGCUACGAUGUUGACUUGCCUGCAACUGUGCAUACCGAAUGUACAGCAAGAGCUGCAAGAGGCGAUUUACAAUUUGAUGGCUAAUUGCCAGACGUUGAUAUUGAGUAAAGCUCGACCUGGCAUAGCAGGGAUAGCCCGACCACAUACUAGAGUGCUAGAAACGCCGUUCAAUCCAGCUGGGCUAGGUGCUCAAUUAUUUACGCCUCACGUUGAUUCUAUUGCGAAUUUGACACCGAAUGUCGCUAAUAUGACUUUGGGAGCUCCAGCAAAUACAGCCUUUGCGAUGCCGGGCACUUUGGGCCCCUUAGUUACUACUCCGGGAUCUCCGUCUAGAUUGAUGGGAGCUGGUCCUAACAGUCCAUUCGCAAUGAUGCCCAUACAGCACAACGUUAACCUGAAUAUGUCUGCUCUAGCUCGUAUGCCACCAGCUCCAGCUAUGGACAAACCUCGUAUACCUGAUCCCAUACAUUUCCCGGAAAUUAUGCAUAAUGUCUCAAAAGAAAUCGAAGAUGAAGCCAACAGCUACUUUCAAAGGAUUUACAAUCAUCCUCCGCAUCCAACUCUGUCGAUAGAUGAGGUGUUAGAAAUGCUAAAGAAGUUCCAGGACUCGCCAAAUAAGAGAGAACGGGAAGUGUUCUCAUGUAUGCUCCGAAAUCUCUUUGAAGAAUAUAAAUUCUUUCCACAAUACCCAGACAAAGAGCUUCAUAUAACAGCACAGUUAUUUGGUGGAAUAAUAGAGAAAGGUCUAGUCCCUAGCUACGUUUCAUUGGGACUGGCUUUAAGAUUUGUCCUAGACGCUUUACGUAAACCGGAAGGCUCUAAAAUGUAUUACUUUGGUAUAGCGGCUUUGGACAGAUUUAAGUCGCGAUUGAAGGAUUACCACAAGUACUGUGAGCAUGUAAAAGCUAUACCACAUUUUAGUGAAUUCCCGCCGCAUCUAAUCGAGUAUAUUGAGUACGGACUGCAGAGCCAAGAGCCGCCGACUAAGCCGCAAGGGGCUGUUCUACCAACGAGUCUGGCCGCCAUGUUGAACCAAAGCGCCGUUGUAACUGUUUCAGCACCGUACAGGGCCGUGGUAUGCGCCCACAAUCCUAUUUCUGUUAUAUCGAAAGUUACAAACUGUGCUGCUGGCGGCAUUGGCAGUCGGCCAUCAAUUGCCAACGCGACCAACAUCGAUACUUUACUGACUGCAACCGAUAGGGAUGAAAAGAUCAAUGCUCCUCCAGAAGCCAUUCAAGACAAGACUGCAUUCAUUUUCAACAACCUCAGUCAACUCAAUCUACAAACAAAAUGCGAAGAGCUAAAGGAAAUCAUAACUGAUGACUAUCAUCAGUGGUUGUCUCAAUACCUCGUUAUGAAACGAGCUUCCAUUGAGCUCAAUUUCCACGCUCUGUAUUCUAAUUUCCUUGAUGUUCUUAAAAUUCGUGAAAUAAACAAAAUGGUGACAAAAGAAACAUAUCGUAACAUUAGAGUGUUGCUGCGAUCUGAUAAAGGUAUCGCUAAUUUCUCCGACCGAUCGCUGUUGAAAAAUCUAGGUCAUUGGUUAGGCAUGCUCACCUUGGCUCGAAAUCAACCAAUCCUUUAUGUGGACCUUGACCUCAAAGCACUUUUACUUGAAGCUUAUCACAAAGGCCAGCAGGAGCUCCUUUACGUGGUUCCUUUUGUUGCGAAGGUCUUGGAAUCCUGCGCCAAGAGCAUCGUAUUCAAACCACCGAACCCAUGGACCAUGGCUCUGAUGAACGUAUUGGCCGAGCUACACCAAGAACCAGACCUAAAACUGAAUUUGAAGUUUGAAAUAGAAGUGCUUUGUAAAAACUUAAGCUUGGACAUUACAGACCUGAAACCAUCUCUGUACCUAAAGGAUCCGGAUAAAUUGAGAACCAUCGAAUUUCAACUAUCGCAACCGAAACAGAACAAAGAAGCUCCGGCUAAUGUUAUUCCAGUAAACCAGGCCAUAGUGCAAGCGCCGCAGAUACAAAUGAUGCCUCCUCCACCACAGCCAAUGAUUCCAACCGAAGACUUGUCUGUUGCAGCGCCCACGCCCACUAGCGGUCUGGUAGCGAACGAUCCCAAUUUAAUGGGCGUUUUAGGACUGCCCGAACCGAGAUUCAACUAUCUCGACGUGAACGUCUCGUCGACGUCAGCCUUCGGUCAGAAGAUAUGCUUCAACCCGCACAUCAUUCUCUUUCAAAAUUAUCCUCACCUAAAGCAGUUCGUCAAACCGGCGAUCGAGAGGUCCAUACAGGAAUGGAUCCACCCAGUCGUUGACCGAUCGAUUAAAUACGCGUUGACGACAUGUGAACAGAUCAUCAGAAAGGACUUCGCUUUCGAUCCUGAUGAGGGACGUAUGCGCACCUGUGCCCACCACAUGAUGAGGAACCUGACAGCUGGCAUGGCGAUGAUCACCUGCCGGGAGCAGAUCAUCAGUACCAUCAGCACCAACCUGAAGGCCGCCUUCAUCACCGCACUGAUACCGUCCACACCACAACAGUUGAACGCUUUGCAGAAGGAUAUUAUAGAAAGUGCAGCAGCUGUUUUAGCGACAGAGAAUAUGGAGUUGGCCUGCGCCUUCAUACAGAAGACGGCCGUGGAAAAGGCAUUACCUGAGCUCGACAAGAGGCUGAUGAACGAUUACGAGAUGAGAAAGAUCGCACGUCAGGAGGGCAGGAGGUACUAUGACCCGAUAGUGCUGACCUACCAGACGGAGAGGAUCCACGAGAGAGUCCGCCUCCGUGUAGGAGGGCCCACGGAGUUACAGAUUGCUGUGUAUGAGGAGUUCGCCUGCAACAUCCCUGGCUUCAUGCCAGUGCGUGAUCCGGGCAUGUUCAUCCCAAAACCCUCGGCUCAAGAACAAAUACCACAGAUGACAUUUAGUCAAGUUAUGAAUCCCACUCAGGUGUACGGUACUGAUGAGAUGGGCACUCUCAUAACAGCAGCGGAACUGUUCCUCUCAAACGCUGUAAACCUCCCAGCGUUUGCAGUGCAAGCCACCAACAUGCACACCCUCCUCGAAUGUAUCAUGAUGGCGAGACGGAAUAGGGAUAUCGUAAUUGGAUAUACACUGCUUCAAAGGGCUGUCGAAGGUCUACUCGAUGGACACAUAGUCCAACCAGGAGCGAGUUCAGAACAUGUAGAGAUAAUGACCCGCUACCGUGACAUCCACCUUCGGGUCCUGAAACUUCUAGAAGAUGCUAGAGUGUACGGACACGCGUGGACUACCAAGCAGAUAACAUACUGUAUCACUGAGUCCAGAGAUGAAUUGAAAUACAAUUUGGAAGCCAUUGAUUGCCUCGUGAGAAACCAUCUUGUUAAUAUGCCACAGUACGAUCUCGCACUUGCGCAUCUCCUUGACAACGGAAACAACUACGUGGCUGUAGCUUUUGCGAUGCAACUCGUACAACUGUACCUAGUAGACGACAGGAACAGUAUGUACGCAACUGAAUCCGACUUAUAUCACACGACAGAGACAUUAGUAAGACUCAUGUCCCACUCGAGACAGCCCCCACCAGAAGGAUUGGCUACGUUGAUAGAAACAAUACGUAUAAAUCAAGAUCCUAGCACAUAUUUGGGUGAAAGGUCACCCUUGGGGCCCACUGCGCAUAUCCACAACGGUAUUGUGCAAGUGCGAGCUCGAGAGUACGACGAUCCACCCGGUCUCCAGGAAAAAACCGAGAACCUUCUCCGCGAGUGGAGGAAUGUCCUUCUCAGUCCUCUCACGGAGAUUGAGAUUGGACAAAACUUCAAUAUCUACGUGCACCGAAUGAAUAUGAACGGCAUACUGAAAUCUGAUGAUAUGAUCACACGUUUCUUCAGGAUUGCAACGCAAAUGUGUAUAGAAAAUGUCUACCAAUUACUAAACGAGGACAGGAUGAACCCUCCCCCAGUUCCGCCUAAACGAGAGAAGUAUUAUGCGAUGUGCGAUUCCUUCAUCAAAUUGGUGUCUCUCCUGAUAAAGAAUACGGCGGACGGCGGCAAUCCCACGCCGAAACUUAAUUUGUUGAACAAGAUCCUAGGCAUCAUAGCGGGCUGUCUACUUCAAGAUCACGAGGAGCACGGUGCCAACUUCCAACAGCUUCCCUACCAUCGUCUUCUGCUGAUCCUCUUCCUCGACAUGAACAUGGCUGAGCCUGUUUUAGAAUCUAUGAAUUAUCAGGUUCUAACAGCAUUCUGCCACACACUUCGCAUAGUGCGCCCCAGCGUGGCGCCCGGCUUCUGCUACGCGUGGCUCGAGAUCGUCGCGCACCGGGCCUUCGUCAACCGCGUGCUCGCAGUCACGCCGCAACAGAAGUCUAUCACGGAAGUCUUGGGUUGGGGAAUGUAUUCGACGCUGCUAAUCGACCUUUUCAAGUUCCUCGAUCCGUUCUUACGUAACACGGAGCUGGCGACACCCGUCAUGAUGCUGUACAAAGGGACGCUGAAAGUGUUGCUAGUAUUGCUCCACGACUUCCCAGAGUUUUUAUGCGACUACCACUACGGUUUCUGCGAUGAGAUACCCCCAAAUUGCAUUCAGAUGAGGAAUCUGAUAUUGUCAGCGUUCCCGAGGAACAUGCGUCUGCCAGAUCCCUUCACUCCCAACUUGAAGGUGGACUUGCUGGCGGAGAUAACGCUACCUCCUCGCGCGGUAAUCAACUACGCUACCAUCAUCCCUGCAACGCAGUUCAAGAAGGAUUUGGAUGCUUAUAUAAAAGCACGUGCUCCAGUCACGUUCCUAUCGGAGCUACGUAGCAAUAUGCAGAUUGUGAACGAGCCGGGCCGUAGAUACAACAGUCAGCUAAUGAACGCGGUAGUACUGUACGUGGGGACUCAGGCCAUAGCCCACAUACGAGCGAAGGGACAAACACCAAAUAUGUCCACAAUAGCCCACUCCGCCCACAUGGAUAUAUUCCAAAACUUCACCGUUGAUUUUGACUAUGAAGGACGGUAUCUGUUCCUGAAUGCGAUCGCAAAUCAACUGCGUUAUCCAAACAGUCACACGCACUACUUUAGCUGUUGUCUCCUGUACUUAUUCGCUGAGGCCAAUUCUGAAGCGGUACAAGAGCAAAUCACACGGAUGCUUCUAGAAAGGUUGAUCGUAAACCGACCACACCCAUGGGGUCUUCUGAUCACCUUUAUCGAACUCAUCAAGAACCCAAUAUAUAAGUUCUGGACUCAUGAAUUUGUACACUGCGCUCCAGAGAUCGAAAAGUUGUUCGCGUCCUCUGUCCGGCAAAAGCAAAUAUUUGAUUGCUUUGGCGAGAGAGGCUUCCAGGAGGCGCAGCAUGGAGGAGCGCCACAACCACAACCAUCAACGUCGCAACCCGUCAAGCAGGUCCUGCAGUGGAACAAGCUGUUCAAGAAG